Molecule: messenger RNA, 1805 nt
Organism: Marchantia polymorpha subsp. ruderalis
Lineage: Eukaryota; Viridiplantae; Streptophyta; Marchantiopsida; Marchantiales; Marchantiaceae
Source: the annotation of a GenBank genome assembly
GCUGAAUGGACAUGUUAUAAAGGCCUCGAUUGUCAAAGGAAGUAUCAUUCUCCAGGUCUCUUGUCUCUCAGCAUAAGCCUGAGAUCAUUUGAUCUGGAAUCCUUCUACUCUUUUUUCAAUCUACCUCUCCCAGAAACCACCAGCCAGCGUACAAGUUCUCACUUUUGAACCAGCAAGAUGGCGAUGACUGGCUCCAAAUUGAUCAUGAGUAUACUCAUAGCAUUAGCUGUGGUGGCAGCGGUUGACGCUCAACUGUCUGAAUCUUUCUACGCAGCUAAGUGCCCGAAAGGUCCUGCCAAGGUUGCCGAAGUUAUCAAGAGUUGGGUAGCCAGGGACAGGACUUUGGCACCAGCACUCCUCCGACUGCACUUCCAUGACUGCUUCGUCCGGGGAUGUGAUGGCUCUGUGCUUCUCGAUGGUCCCAAGAGCGAGAAGAAUGCAGGAGGAAACAAGGGUUCACUUCGUGGAUUUGAUGUGAUCGACGAUGUGAAGGCUAAAGUCGAAGCUUUGUGCCCUGGCGUGGUGUCUUGCUCUGAUAUCCUUGCCCUUGCUGCCCGUGAUGCUAUCGUUGCGAUGGGAGGAACCAAUUGGACCGUUCCUCUUGGUCGACGAGACGGAGUCCUCUCUAUUCAGUCUGAAGCUGACGCAGAUUUGCCAUCUCCAUUCGCAUCCUUUGCUGCCUUGUCCAGCAGCUUUGCCAAGAAAGGUCUCAACACUAAGGACCUAGUGGUGCUUUCCGGUUCACACACUGUUGGACUUGCACAGUGCGCAGUCAUGCAGACUCGUCUGUACAACUUUUCAACCACAGUGAAAACGGACCCAGCUUUGGAACCUAGCUUUGCCGCUGCGUUGAAGAGGCAGUGCAAGCAAGGUGAUCUGACCAAAAAGAUCAAGAUGGACCAGACGAAAGCAGUUGACUCCUGGGAUGCUAAUUACUACUCGAAUGUCGUCAGAGGAAAGUCUUUGUUCACAUCCGAUGAUCAGCUGAAGAGAAACUCCGCAAGUUUGAAAAUCGUGCAACAGAUGAACAGGGCCCCAUCUCCUUUCAAUACUGAAUUUGGAGCUGCUAUGGUUAAGAUGGGAAGGAUUGGCGUGCUUACCGGCACCAGUGGUCAGAUUCGUAAGAAGUGUAACGUCAAGAAUUAGAUUUUUGCAGAUAUAAGACUUUUCACCUAAUUAAUUUGGAACUUUUCAUGCGCUUAAGUCCGAGUAGAUUGAUAGCUCUCGAUACCUAGCAACAGAUAGAGGUAGAGGUUAAAUUCGUUCACAACAAACAGGUUACAAUCGAGUCAUCUGGCUAGAGAUUGUUUCUGUUAGCCACCUUAAUUUCACAGCUUUAGAUUCUACUAGCCCUGAUUUGAAACUUCUGUUCUCAGAUACAUAGUAGUAACCUGCAUAUUGAAAUACAGAGGCACUAUGAUCCGAUAAGUGUACUCCAGGCUCUCUUCUGGAAACACAUCUGAACCUGACUGAGGCCUUGGAAGAGCUAAGUCAGCUAUGAAAAAUUAGCUCACUAAGUGGCUGUCAUUCUUUGCGGUGCUUUUCAUUCAAAGCAUCUGCUAAAGCUUCCGGUGUUUGCUCAGCCGGAAGCAGCUGAAUAAAACAACAAAAGUUCAGCUUAUGAAGACGAAGGGUGCAAUUUUUUGAAGCGUUCCGAAGGCAAAUAAUUUCUCCAAGCCUGUCUAUGGGAACCUCUCGAGUCCCCACCGUUGCAUGAGCAGAAUGAAGAGAACAAAUCAUUGUAGAACCGGUCCUGGAGAGAAGCUCAUGUGCCAACCGAGCCAGCAUCAUGCUGAGCUCUUGAG